CCCCCCCCCCCCGGCGUCGUGACGUCAUCGGCGGGCGCCGGCAGCGCCGAGGCGGAAGCGGGGCGGGCGGAGCCGGAGCCGCCGGAUCCCGGUGUUUUCGGUUCGGUAAAGGAAGAUGCCCAAAGUCAAGAGAAGCCGGAAAGCUCCCCCGGACGGCUGGGAGCUUAUCGAGCCCACGCUGGACGAGCUGGAUCAGAAGAUGCGAGAAGCUGAAACGGAGCCUCACGAGGGGAAGCGGAAAGUGGAAUCUCUCUGGCCCAUCUUCCGGAUCCACCACCAGAAGACCCGCUACAUCUUUGACCUCUUCUAUAAGAGAAAAGCCAUCAGCAGGGAACUGUACGAGUACUGUAUCAAAGAAGGCUACGCCGACAAAAACCUGAUCGCCAAGUGGAAGAAACAGGGUUACGAGAACCUGUGCUGCCUACGGUGCAUCCAGACUCGAGAUACUAACUUUGGAACCAACUGCAUCUGCCGGGUUCCCAAAAGCAAGCUCGAAGUGGGGAGGAUCAUCGAGUGUACGCACUGCGGCUGCCGCGGGUGCUCGGGCUGACGGCCCCCGGCCCCUUCGGAAACCACCCUCCGGCUCGAACCCCGCGCCCAUCUGACCCGGUCACCCCCCUCGCCGGAGCGGCGUCCCGCCGAGACGGGCCUCCCGCCGCCGUCUCUCGGCUGAUCGUCUGUAAUCGUUUCUGAUUUUAAAAUAAAAUCUAAACCCCACAGCG
Messenger RNA from Ornithorhynchus anatinus (platypus), 722 nucleotides. It is a transcript of the gene BUD31, whose product is annotated as BUD31 homolog. The transcript is spliced from 5 exons. Gene Ontology annotation, biological process: mRNA splicing, via spliceosome. NCBI's taxonomy places the organism in Eukaryota, Metazoa, Chordata, Mammalia, Monotremata, Ornithorhynchidae. Gene Ontology annotation, cellular component: spliceosomal complex; nucleus. The coding region runs from base 116 to 550 and encodes 144 amino acids. The record is from RefSeq and is a predicted model, not a curated record.